AAUUGAUCGAGCUGAAGAUCUCGAGGUUGUUCUCUUGUUAUGGCAGCAGUUCUACAGGCGGCGGCGCUUUUGAUGGGGUCGCAGACCGACAUCAAGAGGUUCCGGCUCAGAUCAGCGCUCCGAUCUGCUCCUGUUCGACAUGAGGGUUUUUUCGUGGUUAGGACUGAUGGGAGGUUGUCUGCAACUUCUGGUAUGAUGCCUCGCAGGGCUAAGUUGAUCCCAAAUGCAGUUGCAGUUAAGGAAGAUACUCCUGCUAGCUCUGCUGCCUCGAAACCAGGGUAAGCUAUUGUU
Messenger RNA from Dendrobium catenatum, 291 nucleotides. RefSeq names its product pyruvate dehydrogenase E1 component subunit beta-3, chloroplastic-like. The record is from RefSeq and is a predicted model, not a curated record. NCBI's taxonomy places the organism in Eukaryota, Viridiplantae, Streptophyta, Magnoliopsida, Asparagales, Orchidaceae. The coding region runs from base 40 to 282 and encodes 80 amino acids. The transcript has 3 exons.